This is a messenger RNA of Porites lobata, 801 nucleotides long. Lineage: Eukaryota; Metazoa; Cnidaria; Anthozoa; Scleractinia; Poritidae. The record is from the annotation of a GenBank genome assembly.
AUGGAGGAAUUCAGUGAAGAAAAUUUGCCAAAUUUUUCCAUCUUUAGCAGUUCUAACACAAAUGAGAGAUUUCCAUGGUUGCAGGAAGAGGAAAUUAAUACUCUUAGAAGCAGAAACGAAAACUCAAACACCGCCAAGAGCACAAAAACGUGGCUGAGCGUUUUCAACGAGUGGAAACUCCAGCGUAACGAAGCGAGACGUUUUGAAGAUAUCCUUCCAGAAGAGCUAGAUGCAAUUGUCUGCCGCUUCUUAGCCGAAAUUCGAAAAAAAGACGGCGGCGAAUAUGAACCAGAAAGUCUGGCAGUGAUGCAGAGCGCGUUGGACCGCCAUUUAAAAAACGCUGGCAAAAAACACAGCAUCUUGCGAGACCGCGAAUUUGAAAAGUCAAGGCAACAACUUGAGGCGAAAGCAAGAGAAUUUAGAGUGAAGGGUUACGGAAGGCGAAAAAGUGCAUCUCACGCUUUGAAUGAAGAAGACGAAGAAUUCCUCUUGCAGUCAGGUCAGCUCGGUAAACAUUCUGCUCAAGCUCUGGUCAAUGUAAACUUUAAAAAUGUCACUGAACACUUUGGCCUCCGAGGGAGACAGGAGCACUAUUCAAUGAUGGUGGAAGAUUUCAGCAUCAUAACCAGUCCUGACAGCGUUGUCAAAUACAUAACUUUUAAAGAAGGUCCUACAAAAACGAGGCAAGGAGGUCUCCGGAUCGCCCACAGAGCUGUACAACCCAAAAUGUUUUCCGCUGGCGGCGAAAGAUGCCCUGUAAUGCUUUUCGAAAAAUGUUGUCUAGAAGACCACCAGAAAUGA